ACUAAGGAGCUGGAAUAAGACUGAGUCCUGCUCUGUGAUAUUUAUAUACCUGGACCAUGAACUUGCUGUUUGGCUUCAUGCUUUAGGAACCUUUGUAGUAACUGCAUGAAGCUGUUGGGAAUCAUGGCAUUCUCUCCAUGGAAGCUGUCCUCUCAGAAACUCGGCUUUUUUCUGGUGACUUUUGGUUUCAUUUGGGGAAUGAUGCUUCUGCAUUUUACUAUUCAGCAGCAAACACAACACGAAAGCAGUUCACUCCUGCGUGAGCAAAUUUUGGAUCUCAGCAAAAGAUACAUCAAAGCAUUAGCCGAAGAAAAUAAAAAUGUGGUUGAUGGGCCUUAUGUUGGGACAGUGACAGCGUACGAUUUGAAGAAGACACUUGCUGUCUUGUUGGAUAAUAUCUUGCAGCGCAUUGGGAAGCUAGAGUCCAAGGUAGAAAAUCUUGUACUUAAUGGAACAGGAGCAAAUUCUACCAACAAUACUACCACUCCUGCUCCCAGCUUAGGAGCAGUCGAAAAGCUUAAUGUAGCAGAUCUCAUAAAUGGAGCCCAAGAACAGUGUGAAUUGCCUCCUAUGGAUGGUUUUCCUCACUGUGAAGGGAAAAUAAAGUGGAUGAAAGAUAUGUGGCGAUCAGAUCCCUGUUAUGCAAGUUAUGGUGUAGAUGGGUCCACAUGCUCCUUUUUUAUUUACCUCAGUGAGGUUGAAAAUUGGUGUCCUCGUUUACCUUGGAGAGCAAAAAAUCCUAAUGAAGAAACUGAUCAAAAAACAGUGGCUGAAAUUCGUAUCAACUUUGAUAAUCUCUACAAAAUGAUGUCAAGACACGAGGAAUUCAGGUGGAUGAUGUUACGCAUCAGACGAAUGGCUGAUACCUGGAUCGAAGCAAUUAAAUCACUUGCAGAAAAACAAAAUUUGGAGAAGAGAAAACGAAAAAAGAUUCUUGUUCAUCUGGGGCUUUUGACAAAAGAAUCUGGAUUCAAGAUUGCAGAAAAUGCAUUUAGCGGUGGCCCACUAGGUGAAUUAGUCCAGUGGAGUGAUUUAAUUACAUCUCUCUACUUACUGGGCCAUGACAUCAGGAUUUCAGCUUCACUGGCAGAGCUCAAGGAGAUUAUGAAGAAGGUUGUAGGUAACAGAUCUGGCUGCCCUACCCAGGGGGAUAAAGUUGUAGAACUCAUUUACAUUGAUAUUGUGGGACUCACUCAGUUUAAGAAAACCCUUGGUCCGUCAUGGGUACAUUACCAGUGUAUGCUAAGAGUUCUGGAUUCCUUUGGAACUGAACCAGAGUUUAACCAUGCCCAUUAUGCACAGUCUAAAGGCCACAAGACACCAUGGGGAAAGUGGAACCUUAAUCCACAGCAGUUUUACACAAUGUUCCCUCACACUCCGGAUAACAGCUUCCUUGGAUUUGUGGUAGAGCAGCAUCUGAACUCCAGUGACAUUAAACACAUUAAUGACAUCAAAAGGCAGAAUCAAUCUCUCGUUUAUGGCAAAGUAGAUAAUUUCUGGAAGGAUAAGAAGGCUUAUCUGGACAUCAUCCACACCUAUAUGGAAGUCCACGGAACUGUUCAUGGGACAAGCACUAUUUAUAUUCCCGGCUACGUGAAAAACCAUGGUAUACUCAGUGGGCGGGAUUUGCAGUUUCUGCUGAGAGAAACCAAACUCUUCGUUGGUCUUGGAUUUCCAUAUGAGGGGCCGGCUCCUUUAGAGGCUAUCGCUAAUGGAUGUGCUUUUCUAAAUUUAAGAUUUAAUCCACCAAAAAGUAGCAAAAACACAGAAUUUUUCAAAGGCAAGCCUACGCUCCGAGAGUUGACAUCUCAGCAUCCCUAUGCUGAAGUUUACAUUGGGAAGCCCCAUGUCUGGACUGUAGACAUCAACGAUGUUUCUGAAGUCGAGAAGGCUGUGAAAUCAAUUUUGAAUCAAAAGAUUGACCCUUAUUUGCCCUAUGAAUUUACAUGUGAAGGAAUGCUUCAGAGGGUGAAUGCGUUUAUUGAAAGACAGGAUUUCUGUCACGGGCAGGUGAUGUGGCCCCCAUUAAGUGCCCUUCAAGUAAAAAUUGCUGAACCUGGAAAAUCCUGUAAACAAGUUUGUCAGGAAAGCCAGCUCAUCUGUGAGCCUUCCUUCUUCCAGCAUCUUAACAAGGACAAAGCUCUGCUUAAGCAUAAUAUCGAAUGUCUCACCAUGGAGUCUGCAAAUGAUAUUCUGGUCCCCUCUUUUGAUGGAAGGAGGAAGCACUGUGUUUUCCAAGGUGACCUCUUAUUGUUCAGCUGUGCCGGAUCCCACCCCACCCACAGAAGAAUCUGCCCCUGCAGAGACUAUAUUAAGGGGCAGGUUGCGCUUUGUAAAGACUGCCUAUAGCAGCAGCAGCAGCAGAGCUUCUUUUGAGUUGAGGACAAAAUGUAAGUAGUUUUGAGAGGAGCUACUUACUACUUCCUGCACUUUUGUCCAGGUUUUUCGCUGCAGGCAGAGCUAUCAUUGCUGGGCAGAAUUAUCUACUAAGAGAGGAGGGAUUCAUAAUAAACAGCUAACUGAUCUUUUUUUCCUAUAAGAACAUUUGCAGUGUAACUUCAGAUUCCUUCAUCUGUUUGCGAAGAGAAAUGGGUUUCAUGUUCUACAGUGAUUUGAAGAUGACUGCACAGAAUAGUUUGUAGAAAAUCCCCAGACCCAUCAAACGUCUUUUUUUUUUUUUGUCGUUUGGGUAAAGUGUUUUCUAUUUUUUUAACGAGUUGGGACAUCCCCCAUCAUGGUUAGCUAAAGGAUCUCAACUUCAUUCCAGUAGAAAAUUGAAAAAAGUGUGCUUGAGGGAGGGGGGUGCAGGGGAGGGAGGACUAACAUUUUGUUCUAGGUGCACUGUUUUGGGUACCACUUUAGCUCGAACGGCUAUAAAGUGGUUUACUUCACAAGAACUCGGAAUCACAAGAUAGCUCUGUACCCUGUUAUGGGGUUAUCUGGGCCCAGUUCUUUCUUCCUUUUCUUUUUUUUUUUUUUUUAAAUCUUUGUACGCAACAAAGUAUUGUCUGCAUCGCAGCCGCUGCGUCGGAGCAGUCUAAACAGAGAGUAUCAUGAAUGAGCAAAUAGGCAGUUGCCAGCGUGUGACACAUCAUCUCGGUGACUCGACAACUGACUAGGGUUGUGGCAUCCUUCGGUGUGGAAAAGCUACAAAAACAUCCUGCCGUUUUCGGAAUGGACUUGUCGCAGUUUACUGGUCCCAUUUAGAGAGUAAUCCUUGGAAUUUGCCCAUGCUUCUGUUGUAGUCUGUCUACUAGAAAUACUGUGUGAAGCAAAAAGUAUUCAGCAUCAUUGGAGCAAUAUUAUCGUUAGAGCCUCAGUUUGCUACGGCUUCCAGUAGUUAAAGUGUUGCUGAAUGACAUAGAAAGGUUAAACUAAGCUAACUAUAAUUAUUGUGUGGUAGAAAUGUAAAAUGUCUUCAUAACUAGCUAGGUUUUUAAAGAGAAAUUUUUUGUGAAGAACAAGAAAGAGGAGACAAACAACUGCUAAGAAAAGCAUUGAUCAAUCUUGUGGGUUCUUUGAUUGUUUUUCUGGUUGGGGGGGGUGUUUGUUUGGGGUUUGUUUUUUUCUUUUUUAAGCAGGCACACCAGUUACAGAUUUCAAAAAACCAAGAGUUUGGAAUUCAAAUCAAACUUCAUUUUUUUAGAGCAGCAAGUUGAAUCUUCUAACCCGCCUUCUUUUUAUAGAGGUAAUUUUUGUCAUUUUCAGCGGAAGGUGGCAUGCUUGACAGCACCACUUGUAGUCAGGAAGUGAUAUGCUAAGAUCAGUGAGAAACAAACCUGCGGUAUAUUUUGAAAGCAGUCGUAGUCUGCAGGUUUACAAUUUGGACGUGCUCUGAUCAUACGGGAAAAAAACUCAGAUCAACAUGAAUGUUUUUUUCAUAAAGAUUAACAAAUGUUACCAGGUAAUAGUGAAAAGCAUAGGUAUUUUAAAUUUUCAUUCUUGGAUAUAUCCAGUUGGUUCAGAUUUUUCUUGUAACCGGCGUUCAUUAUCUGUGUGUGAAUAUUGGUGUAUCUCUUGACCUACCAAAGACCAAGCAAGGGAAAUCCUACUUAAUCUUGGAUAAAUCCUCAAGACAAGAGAACAGAACAGUAUACAUUUAAAGUUUCAAUUUCGAAGCAGUGAAUUAGCUUUCUCAAGGUUUUUGUUUCCUGCCUCAGCACUCCUGAUGGUGUUACCUUGUAACGCUCCCUACCACUGCUGUGGACUACAUGGGAACUUAAUCCCGAGAGACUGUCGACUAUCCAAAAAGGGUAUGUGGGAGCUGUUGAACAGCAGGGCCACCAGUAACUGGGUAGGGAUGAUGAUAAAAUCGGCUGUAUUUUAGAGUAAUUUUCCAGAAACAGGACAGCUGGGUUCUAUAAUGGGAGGCAAACUUUCCUUAUGAAAAGAAAACAAACACAAACUAGUAUGAAAAUCCUUACAGUUACCAUAGCUCAGCAUUUGCUUCAGUCAGCACAAACGUAGGUUGCAAUAGUUUUAAUACCCCAGAAAAGCCGGGGGAGGAGGGUCGGGAAUGGGCCUGAGCAGGCGCAACAAUUCAUUUUGUAUUUAUAUAAAAUACUCCCUGCAUACCUGGGCAUAUUCGUGCAACUGGAAAAUCCUGCGUAUUAAAAUAUAUACACUUAUACCUGGUGCUGAAAGUAAAGGCAGCAGCAGAAUUUGCCUUUACCCCUUCAGCCUGAGGUUCUUCAGGCAGGAAUUUAGUUUGGAAUGAGAUAUCACAGAAUUACGUCAGAAACAAAGAUUUGUAUUGUGUGCACUUAAAGAAUGCAAAACACGUAGUUUCUGCUGUAGUGUAAUUCUUUGCUGUAAAUACAUACUUGCUUGUUUCCCCCCCACUGUAUAGUCCACAUGGCAUACUGCCUUUGGUUUUGCCUCCAAACCUUUAAGGAUGGGAGGGGUUUGGUAUUUGUUAUUAUAAGAUUUUCUGGUCUAGUGCUUUGCUCAAUGCUAAGUUUGCCUUUACCACAGCAGGGAGAGCCUGUUAUAAGCUCGUUUUUUUUCAUGCUGUAGCAGUGUUUCUUUCUAGUCUACUGAACUGAGUUACUGCAUACUGGCAAAAAUGAACCGGCAAACACCCGUGCCACUUGCGUUUCAGCCAGGGGCAGAACUUCUAAUUUGGCUUCAGAAUUGGUGGGGUGUGAUCCCAUUUCCACUGAAAUCUAUAAAGAAGACUCAUAAAUCUUAAAGAAAAAAGAAUCCACCUAUAAUUCGAUAGGCCUCUAUCAUUAAUUUUAAGCUCUCUUCUCAGAAGAAACCUUACUUUUAUGAAAUACAGCUUCAGUCUAAAUUUCUGUAAAAGGAGACUAUCAUACGGGAACUGUAAGUGCAUAAACUUUGUAAAGGUUGCUCACUAAACCCGAUACAGCACUCCCCCAUCACACAGCAGUGUUCGUUCGUGCAUCGAUAAAUAAGUGAAUCCUUCCGCAGGUGAUCGCUCAGGCAAAUCCAUGUGGGACUAUCUAAAAGUUUGAACGGUUUACUGAAACGUAUACUAUAUAUCCACCUUCCAGGACAGAGGGCAGCCUUCUGCCCAGGUUCCACGACUAUUUUCCUUCCUAAUUAAAGACUAAAGGUGUAGUCCAAUUAUUGCACUUAAACAAGGAUAUUAGAGAUGGGACUGUGCUACUGUUUCUCAGUCUGGCAGUAAAGCUUGCAGCUUCCUUUACUCAGAAAUCAGGUUUUUGCAUGACUUGCAUUUGAAUAUAUUGAUUCGCGAUGGAUGGGAAAAAAUGUCAAAAGUUGAAUAUAAAAACAUUUUACAAGCUUUUAAACAUAUCUCUCAUAUCAAGACAUUCUUUGGUUUAAAAUUUUGUAUUUUUGUAUGUGACCUAGUUUUUUUUCAAAAAUCUUGUUCCUACGAGAUUAGAAAACUUGAGAGAAGCAUUUACGUAUUUAUUAAAAUUAACAUAAAAGGCUUGCCUUUGAAAGGUAAAGUUGGUAAAUACACACUGUUUAAAAAUGCCAAUAAAAACCUCAUUUAUUUCAUAUAUGCAAGUUGAUUUGCACAUGUAUAAAUAGAGUUGCUUUUUGCAUUUUUUGCUUAGUUUCUAUGUUUCUUUUUGUAAUUUAUAGUUGCAGCUGUGUGUUUGCUUGUUUAUAUCAGAUUAUGUUUCUCCUACAAAUAUUUAAUGUU
Pygoscelis adeliae (Adelie penguin) is the source of this 6139-nucleotide messenger RNA. RefSeq names its product mannosyl (alpha-1,6-)-glycoprotein beta-1,6-N-acetyl-glucosaminyltransferase (gene MGAT5). Gene Ontology annotation, biological process: protein N-linked glycosylation. Lineage: Eukaryota; Metazoa; Chordata; Aves; Sphenisciformes; Spheniscidae. The coding region runs from base 106 to 2349 and encodes 747 amino acids. Gene Ontology annotation, molecular function: alpha-1,6-mannosylglycoprotein 6-beta-N-acetylglucosaminyltransferase activity. Gene Ontology annotation, cellular component: Golgi apparatus. The record is from RefSeq and is a predicted model, not a curated record. The transcript has 16 exons.